UUGCAAUUAUUGAUAGACUGUGAGUUUAGUUCCGGUUUAUUGUGUAUUAAACAAAAUACCCCCUUUUAAGUGUUUAAUAUUCUAUAGUUUAGAUUUGGGGGUAAAUUACCCCCUUAUAAAUUUAACAUAUGCGCAUUGCUUACCGUCAUCAAAUACAAACGAGAAAAAAUUCGUAUAAAUUUGUUUGUUCUUUUUUUAAGUUUGCCUAAUAAAAUAUUUUCAAGCUUUUUAUAAUUCAUGAAAAAUACAAUAUUUAAAUAAUCAUUAAACAGUAUUAAAGAAACAAAGAAAAAAGCCAACCAACUAACAAUAAACAAAAGUUACAACAAAUGAGAUUUAUGUAAACGAACAGAUUUUAAAAGCUAUGCACUCUGUUUUCGGUUGUUCUGAUGUCAAUGAACGUCUAUUGGCUGCUGUUCACAAUGGCAAUUAUGAGGACACUUUAUCCUGUCUUAUGCAAGGUGCCAAAGCUACAUCUGUAUCUUACUCCUGUGGUCGUACAGCAGUCGGCUUAGCUACCCUAAUGGGAGAUCCAGAAAUAUUGCAGUUGCUCAUACAAUCCUGUGAAGAACCGGAUUUAGAAAUAUUUCGUCAAGAUGCUUCCACCACCAAUAAUGAAACAGAGGUUGAUACCACACCUGAUGGUAUGGAUUGUUUAGAAUGGGAGGACGAAUUUACCGCUGAUGCAGAUCAAAUGAAUAAUUCGAAUGGCACAGACGAAACCAUUGAAGAAUUUACAUCUCUCUACUAUUAUUAUGCGAAAACAUUUGAGCGUACCGGUGAUAUUGUCAGUAAUUUAGAAAAUUAUUGUUAUGAGCAUAAUAAUUGUAAUAAAAUAUUACAUCAAGAUGCCCACACCGUCGAUCACAUGACAAUGGCACCUUUACAUUAUGCCGCAUUUACGGGAGAUGUGGGAUGUGCUCGCAUUCUAUUGGAACAUGGUGCUAAAGUGAAUGUAACGACGGCUGUUGGUUAUACACCAUUGCAUGUGGGUGCCAAUAAUUGUGAUAUUACCUUGUUGCUGCUAAAGUAUGGAGCCAAUCCAAAUGCCAAAACAUUUAAUACGGGUGAAACGCCUUUCAAUGCAGCUCUUAAAAAUCGCAAUGCAGCUGUCAGCCAAAUACUGCUGCAAACGAACAAAGUAAAUAUAAACGAGAUUGAUGAAGAUGAUAAAACCCCACUGAUGUAUGCCAUAGCUUAUGAUCAGAUUGAUGCAGCUCUUGAUUUAAUAUGCCGGGGGGCCAAGAUCAAUCUGCAAGAUAAAGAUGGUAAAACGGCGCUAUUUUAUGCGGUCGAAAAGAAUAAUAUAAUUUUGGCUUCCCGCCUUUUAGAACGUGGCGCUAGACAUAUCACUUCCCAUUAUUUGUUGCAUCAAUGUGUGGCGUAUAACAUGAGCGACAUGUUGAAACUAUUGUUGUGCUAUGAUGAUCACAGGAAUAGUCUUAAAGUGCGUAAUUCUGAAGGUUAUACACCCAUACAAAUAGCCAUUAUCAAUAAGAAAACAGACAUGUUGGAAUACAUGUUAAAAUUGGACGCAUCGUCCUUGCAAUUAGAAAUGGAUAAUGAUCUCCUGUUGGCCGUGCAAUAUAUAGAUAAUUUAGCGGAAAUUAAGCUGAUAUUACGAAUAUUAUUUGCUUAUGGAAAUUGUUCAGUUUGGAAUAAGAAGUCGACAUGUUUUAUGUCGACCUCCAGUUUAGGCUGUUAUACGCCAAAUUGUCACACCCCCCUAUCGAGAGCAAUUAUGUUGAAUAAACUAGAUAUUGCGGAGUUUUUAAUUAAGGAGGGCAUCGAUUUGCAGCAACAGAUUUGUCAGGAUCAUGUGGUCAAUCACUUAAGGACUUUGAAAGCAAAAGGAUAUAAAGAAUUUACAAAAUUAUUAGUUUUAAAUGGUUUUAAAUUUCCCCUACAUAAAUAUACCUCUAGUAUAUCGAAUAAAUUGUCAAUGGAAAGACAAGAUUUUGAAGACUACAUACAGCAAUUAACAAAUCAACCCUUGGAACUGAAGUCAUUGACACGUAUUCAAAUACGUAAGCAUUUAAUACAAACAUUUUGCAAUUCCACCGUAGAAUUAAAACAAAACUAUCGGGCAACGAAUGAAAAAUCAACAUUACAACAAAUGAUAGAACAAUUAGAAAUACCAAAAAUAUUGCAACAAUAUUUAAUAGACUUUUAUGAUUGUGAAACUGUGAUGCCGUUCUAUGCAAAAAACGGAAAAUGUAACUAAAAAACUACUCACACACA
This is a messenger RNA of Calliphora vicina (urban bluebottle blowfly), 2241 nucleotides long. RefSeq names its product ankyrin-3. The record is from RefSeq and is a predicted model, not a curated record. The coding region runs from base 365 to 2224 and encodes 619 amino acids. Gene Ontology annotation, cellular component: cytoplasm; nucleus. The transcript is spliced from 3 exons. Gene Ontology annotation, molecular function: protein binding. NCBI's taxonomy places the organism in Eukaryota, Metazoa, Arthropoda, Insecta, Diptera, Calliphoridae.